AUGGCGGCCCCCGCCCCAGCAGGGGCAGGAGAGCACGGAGGGGAUGAGGAGGAAGGAGGCAGCGGGGUGGGAAGGAGGCGCCAGCCUCCUGUCUCCUCCCUGUCCGCCUUCAGCUACAUCCCGCCUAGGCGAGAGGGCCCCGCGAAGCUCAGCUACUUCCACCGAGAGGCCCAGGCAGGAGGGGUUUCCACUUAUGAUUCUAUUUUUAAAAGACCAGAGGGUUACAAGAAAAAACUUCACCGAUGUGACAGAGAACACUCAAAGAGUCAUGGUCUUCACAUUAACGAUGAGGAAAUGGCAAGACCUGUCGCUGUUUUGUCAUCUUCAGAGUAUGGGAGGCGCAUAAAUAAGCCCACAGAGCAGCCGAUGAAAGGUCAUGCAAGGAUUAAUCACAUGCAGGCAGAAUUCUACAGGAAAAAUGGCAUCACCUGCCUAUUGGAAAAACCCUCCCCAAGCCUGGAUCCAUGCUAA
This is a messenger RNA of Cygnus atratus (black swan), 471 nucleotides long. RefSeq names its product cilia and flagella associated protein 90 (gene CFAP90). The record is from RefSeq and is a predicted model, not a curated record. The coding region runs from base 1 to 471 and encodes 156 amino acids. The transcript has 3 exons. NCBI's taxonomy places the organism in Eukaryota, Metazoa, Chordata, Aves, Anseriformes, Anatidae.